Molecule: messenger RNA, 1894 nt
Organism: Bombyx mori (domestic silkworm)
Lineage: Eukaryota; Metazoa; Arthropoda; Insecta; Lepidoptera; Bombycidae
Exons: 5
Coding region: 642-1211 (189 amino acids)
Source: RefSeq, a predicted model, not a curated record
CCACUUAACAGCAGGUGCGCUGUGAGCUCGAGCCAUUUAAGCAAUAAAAAAAAAUACAUACCCUUGUUCAUGUUCAUUUUGUUAAUGAUGCUGGUGUAGUUCUCGUUUAGUAAGACCCGUGACUCCUAUAGCGCGUUCGUUUUCUUUUUUAAUACCGUGCUUGAUUAAAUCUAAUUUAAUUCGAAACACACUAUAGUUCACAUCAAUAGUUCAAUAGACGAUAGCGUGGAAUUAGCGGUCGAGGUUACACGUCAAAAAUUCGCGCGCUAAUCGAUUUCAAUUUUAGACGCGUCGAUGUUUUGGCAAAAAAGAAAUCGUCAUUGAAAGUGUUUUACGCGGAAUCUAAAACGGUAUUCAACCAGUGUUUAUGCCUACCUUAACGCAUUUUACUCUAAAAAAAACCCAGAGGAUCAGCUAUGGUAAACACCACCAAAGAAAGGAUCAUUGUCUGCGUUCGAAAAUGAUACAAAAAAAAGCAGACCGUCCAAAAUAACUCCUCUCGAUGACGUCAUUGGGAUCGCCGGCGUCGGCGCACCACGAGUUUGCAUUCGCCUUGCAUCAGCCAGUAACGCGGCAGCCAUUCGCGACGCCAAACGUUAUAACUGUCUGUGCGAAUUCAAAACAUUCCAAAUUUUGAUAAAAUGACCAAACCAAUACCCUACAACACGUUAUCGUCGACUUCUAGUUUGGGCAAAAAAUGCUGUUACUGCUUUCCACUGAGGAUUGGUUGCUUCAUCCUUGGUUACCUGACCAUGUUCACCAAUGUCUACAAUACCGGGCUGUUGAUUACUUUGACCAAUUACAUUGGAGCUGGUUCCCAUAGCUUCGAUCGCACCACUAGCUUCGAUAGCAUCGACUUGGAAGAGCUCAGCGAACCCACCACUACCUUACAGCCUGCCCAGCAAUCCUCGGAAUCGCCCCUCCUCAGUGGGGUCGGAUUCGUGCUUCUGAUGACGAUAGUAAUAAAUGCUGCAUGGUUGCUUGUCAACAUCGCUUGUGUGGUCGGACUACACAGGAGGCGACCUGGUAACAUCAAGUUCUACGUCCUCUUCGCAGCCUGCCGCCUCGUCCUGGUCUUUGCUGGUUUAGUGUACCUGACAAUGACCAUCACGACUCCGGCCUUAAUGUUACAUGGCUUGGACAUUGCUGUAGCAUCUUACUUCAUCACGGUGUACAAUACCUACGCCAGACAGCUGGAGAAUGAGCCGUAGUAAAUUCAAGCCCGACCUGAAAACCAGAACAGGGACGUCUCAUUCAUCGAUCCUCGCACAAUGGACGACAACAAACUCAUUCUGGCUUAAUUAACUAUUUUUAAUGGCACUGUAACAAAAAAAAGUGUUUUUCUACUACUAUUAUUAAAAUACUGAAUAAAGUAUAAGUAAGACGGAGUAAGUAUAUUACUGUAAUUAAUUUAAUUAAUCACCUUUGUCUGUGAAAAAAAAAAAGAUCUGCUAAGGCUAGGUUUGACUACGAUAGUAGUCGAGUGCAGAGUUAUUUGGAAAUUUAAAUACCUACUCGCUACUGCCCAAAAAAGUGGCAACGUAUCUAAAACGACCAUUCUACAAAAGAAUAAGGCGAAUUUAUGGCGGCUGUUCAGGGAUAAAAACAGCAUAAGAAUUAGCCAGUAAGCUCGAUGCAUUGUGAGGGAACUGCUUCCCCACAAAAAUAGGACUGAUUCUCUUCGACUGACUUAACGAAUCAUUUUUUUCUGUUCAGACAUGUUUGGUUACUAAAUUACUCGCGUAGUCCGAACUAGGCUUGAAGACAGUCGAAAUAAUUAUAAAAAAAAUAUAUAUGUGUUAGUAAGUUAGAGCAUUGACACUGAUUGAUUUGUGUCAAUUUAAAAAUUUACCUCAUGUAUGUACACUUAAUAAAAUAAAUGUAUGGAAAAAAA